This is a messenger RNA of Athalia rosae (coleseed sawfly), 2508 nucleotides long. RefSeq names its product 1,4-alpha-glucan-branching enzyme (gene AGBE). Gene Ontology annotation, cellular component: cytoplasm. NCBI's taxonomy places the organism in Eukaryota, Metazoa, Arthropoda, Insecta, Hymenoptera, Athaliidae. The coding region runs from base 121 to 2202 and encodes 693 amino acids. The transcript has 10 exons. Gene Ontology annotation, molecular function: cation binding; 1,4-alpha-glucan branching enzyme activity; hydrolase activity, hydrolyzing O-glycosyl compounds. The record is from RefSeq and is a predicted model, not a curated record. Gene Ontology annotation, biological process: glycogen biosynthetic process.
CACCUUGACAUGUCAUUCGUAUUUGAGCCGGCGCCGCGGCUAGUUGUGUAGUUAUCGAAUAAUCCACGACGUGUCUGUUUAUGAUAUUUGAAAUUAAUAAUUUAACAGAAACUAAUCGUUAUGGGCGGUAAAUGGUCAGCGAUGGACCCGAUGCAGGUCGAAGUACCUGAGAUAAAAGCUCUUCUAGACAGGGAUCCGUACUUGGCGCCGUACGAGAAAGAAAUUAGAAAAAGGUAUGCAAUAUUCAAAGAUUACGUGGAAAAAAUUGAGUCUGCUGAAAGCAAUUUGGACCAAUUUACGCGGAGUUAUAAGCAGUUUGGAAUUCACAUUAAUCCUGACAACAGCGUUACCGCCAAAGAAUGGGCACCUGGAGCUAAAGAAUUGUUUCUGACGGGUGAUUUUAAUGGCUGGGAUCGUACAAAAACUCCUUACAGAAAGCUCGAUUAUGGAAAAUGGGAGCUGAAUCUGGGAGCAAAUGCGGAUGGGUCUUGUCCGAUACAGCAUUUGUCGGAGGUUAAAGUCAUCGUGAGAAAUAAAACCGACGAAUUAUUAGAAAGACUGAGCCCAUGGGCAACAUACGUUGUCCAACCAGAAAACCGUGCCGAGGGCACAACGUUUAAACAAAGAAUUUGGCAUCCUACUCCUGAUAAGGUAUACAAACUAAAAUACCCAAAACCAAAGAGACCAGAGAGUCUGAGGAUCUACGAAUGCCACGUAGGAAUUGCUACCCAGGAAUUGAGGGUCGGAAAGUACCUCGAAUUUGCUAAAAAUGUCAUACCAAGAAUUGUUAAACAGGGUUAUAACUGCAUUCAGCUAAUGGCAAUCAUGGAGCAUGCCUACUACGCUAGUUUUGGAUAUCAGGUAACAUCAUUUUUCGCGACUUCAUCACGCUAUGGAACACCGGAGGAGCUCAAAGAGCUGAUCGACGAAGCUCACAAACAUGGACUGGUGGUUCUAUUGGAUAUCGUACAUUCUCACGCGUCCAAGAAUACUUUGGACGGCAUAAAUGAGUUCGACGGCACGGAUUCUUGCUUCUUUCAUUCGGGCUCCAGAGGUGAACAUCCUUUAUGGGGUAGCCGUCUAUUCAAUUACGCAGACUUCGAAGUAGUUAGAUUUUUGCUAUCAAAUUUGCGCUGGUACGCCGAAUUUGGAUUUGACGGAUUCAGGUUCGACGGCGUCACAUCGAUUCUCUAUCACUCCCGAGGCGCCGGAGAGGGCUUCAGCGGCCAUUACGACGAAUACUACGGUUUAAACGUCGACGUAGAAGGAGUAGUUUAUCUGAUGAUGGCCAAUCACAUGCUGCAUCAAUUAUACCCCGAAAUGAUAACCAUCGCCGAGGACGUAAGCGGAAUGCCCGCGGUUUGCAGACCCGUUUCCGAAGGCGGAGUAGGUUUCGACUAUCGUUUGGCAAUGGCGUUGCCCGACAAGUGGAUCAAACUGUUGAAAGAGACCAAAGACGAGGACUGGAAGGUCGGGGAAAUCUGUUGGACACUGAGCAAUCGUCGUUGGAUGGAAAAAACUGUGGCUUAUUCGGAAUCUCACGACCAAGCGCUCGUCGGUGACAAAACGAUAGCAUUCUGGCUAAUGGACAAAGAGAUGUAUACGCACAUGAGCGACCUGAGUCCACCCAGCGAUCUUGUCUCCCGAGGAAUAGCUUUGCACAAUCUCAUUACCCUUAUUACUCACGGACUUGGCGGCGAAGCGUACCUAAAUUUCAUGGGUAAUGAAUUCGGACACCCGGAGUGGUUGGAUUUCCCUCGGGCUGGCAACGGAGACAGUUAUCACUACGCCAGGCGUCAGUGGAAUCUCGUGGAUGACCAAAACUUGAAAUAUAAAUACAUGAAUAACUGGGAUCGUCAAGUUAACAUGCUUGAAGAAAAAUAUGGUUGGCUACACGCGAACCCUGGUUACGUGAGUUGGAAACACGAAGACGACAAAGUUGUGGUAUUCGACAGAGCAAAUUUAGUUUUCGUCUUCAAUUUCCAUCCUGUCAAGUCGUUCCCUGAUUACCCCAUCGGUGUCAACGCUCCAGGGGUUUACAAGAUAAUAUUAAACAGCGACGACACUGAGUUCGGUGGAUCGAAUCGUAUCGACAAAAGUGUUCACCACUCCAGCAAGGCGGAGCCAUUCGCUGACCGUCCGCACAGACUUUAUAUUUAUAUCCCUGCUCGUACAGCUAUAGUUUUGGUUAGAGAUUCCUGAAUAUAAUAACUAAGCAAGAGGGAUUCUCCACGUUCGAAUUAACUAUCUCUUAUGGAGAGACUACCACUGGAGGACCAAGGCGCAGCGAACGAUCGAAUGACCUUAUGAUUAAAAAUACUCAUAUAUAUGAUUUUUGUUGUAGAUAAUUGCGAUUAGAUAAGAGCUGCGAGUCAUGAAAGAUGUAUAUUUAUAUAAUUCGCUGUAUCUCUAUUACCAUAUCUCCCCUAGCCCCUGUUGGCGCCUGUUAAUGUGCGAUCAAAGUGAUAAACUGAGAUCGAUAAUACACAAAAGAAACUGUGAUACAAA